AACAGAAAAAUACUUACCUAAAACAUGUUUGGAAACUAAAAAUUAAAAUCAAUAAUACGUAACCAAAACACCUAAAUUAACACCCCGGCAAUGCAAAUGGGUCACUUAGAUUAACCUUCAUAAUAUAACUUUAAAAGAUGGCAAGAGAAAUGUCGCAGACGGACAUAGAGAAACCAGCCCCGGCGAAACCCAAACCCACGACAUCGUACUCGUUUAAGGACUUAUCCAAGAUUGUGACGGACGCAACCAACAUCCGCGACCCGAAGACGCAGUCGGUGGUGCUGGUGGGCUUGCUGGUGGUGCUGGGAGUAGCGCUGUGGUACGGCUUCAGCGCCAACUGCAUGAGGCGACGACGACGGAGAAGAAGAUCAACCAGCCCUUGUCGAUAACUCAAGAUACUCGUUACAAAACAAAAGAAAAAUAAAACACUGUAAUAUUAUAAAGCAAUAUAUUCUAGACAAAUGGAAUUCUAUUGGAUGUUACUUAAGAAUAUUGUAAAAAUAAAGUUAACUGAUGUAAUGAAAAAUUAUGAGUACAACGUACAUCCACUCCAACGGAUACUUCUGGCUCUAGGCUAUAAUCUGAAAAACAAAUAAAAAUAAGUA
Messenger RNA from Aricia agestis (brown argus), 605 nucleotides. RefSeq lists its product as uncharacterized. Bases 138 to 389 code for a protein of 83 amino acids. Lineage: Eukaryota; Metazoa; Arthropoda; Insecta; Lepidoptera; Lycaenidae. The record is from RefSeq and is a predicted model, not a curated record. The transcript has 2 exons.